Molecule: messenger RNA, 3799 nt
Organism: Anopheles merus
Lineage: Eukaryota; Metazoa; Arthropoda; Insecta; Diptera; Culicidae
Product: transmembrane protease serine 7-like
Exons: 2
Coding region: 2390-3721 (443 amino acids)
Biological process (GO): proteolysis
Molecular function (GO): serine-type endopeptidase activity
Source: RefSeq, a predicted model, not a curated record
GUGUGUGUGUGAGAGAGAGAGAGAAAGAGAGAGAGAAAGAAAUGGAGAGAAAGCGAUACGGAGAGGAGGAGAGUGGUUUUUGUUGCGGAUGUCCUCAUUGCAAUAUUUUUUUUUAAAUAGAAAGUCAUAGACAAUCAAAAAGGAGUCUAAUACACAAUGUUUAUGGCAUAUUUUUCGAUAAGGCUCAUCAUCUAAUAUGGCUGAUAAUACAUUUUUGAGUUCGUUAGAUUUAAAAGUUAAAUUAACAUUACAUUCAUUAUAGGGUAAUCUAUUUUCUCAAUUUAAGGUUACCAUAGUGUUUUUUUUAGAAAACAGGCUUGUUUCUAUAGUGGAUAUAGUCAUAUAAUUAGUACGAACAUUGUAGAUAUGUUCAGUAUGUUUAAUUCUAUCAUUUCAUCAAGCAAAAGUACGAGAUUUUGGUAAUAUUCAUUGCUAUUUAUAAUCAAAAUUCAAAUCCUGCAAAAAGGACUUCAUAAUCAGUUCUAUUCUAAUUAAAUAAAGAUUUUUUUAGGUUUCUUGGAGUUUCAUCACUAUAAGAACACCAUACGAUAACUAUAGGAACCAUACCAAUGAAAUGGAUAUGACACAGCAGUAAGAAACCAUGGAUUGAUAUUAAUAUUAUUCCUCAUUAUGUCUUAAAGUUGACUUUAUACACAAAUACACAAAUUGCUGGUUCAUCGAAAUGUGGCCAGCAGCACAUACGACUUUGAACAGUAAAUCAUUCCUUUCAUUCCUUUCCACUGAUAUUCUUUUGGCAUUUAUAGAACUCAUAUUGAACUUUUUGUCAUUAUUUACAUGUAGCUUGAGAUUAUGGUUAAUGGCCUCAAAUGUGGCAAUUUUGUCCAUUUAAUCAUAGCUGGAGGUGGUGUAGCAUCGAUUGUUACCCUUGCAAUUAUGUUGCUUUUGAACAUUUUGACAUCUUUUUUUUCCUACUGAGUUUAUGUCGAAUGAUUAUGGGUUAUUUUACUUUUUACUCGUUGUUUUAUUGCUUAUACUUCUUUUUCUUUAUUGCUUUCUUCUGAAUAACUCGAUAUUGUAGCACCAGGGUGUGAACUAUAAAACGUGUUUAUUAUUCUUCUAUAUUUAUCACCUCCUCACAUUCAGUCUGAUAAUCGUCUUUCAAGGCCUUUUUAACAAAGAAGAGUACAAAAUUUGAGUAAACUAUUAAUUUAUACAAUUUUCUGAAGUAGCUAUGUAAUUCUCUAUUUAGAAUUCAGUGUUAUGGGAAUUUUACCUCAGGUGCAAAAGAGAUCUUCAGAUAAUACAUAUGCAUGUUAGUGGAAAUCAUUCUAUUAUGUUGGGAAUUUCUAUCGCCUGGUGAACUUUCUAGAGUGUUCUCUGGUUUGCUUGUCGUUUAUAGUUUUUGUUCUUUUUUUGCAUUCCUGCAGUGCAUAUUUAUAUCCCACAGAGUCGAACCUGUGAACCGGUUAAGAGAUAGGAUAUAUUUUUGCCACAUUUCCUUAUACAGUGAUUGGCUUCGGAAGAGCAUCCUACGCAUGGGUGUAGGAUUAUUCCAGAACUUGAAGAAGACUACCGAGUCAUAGUUUACGUUACAAAAAGUUAGAAGAUGAAUUGGGGCGAUCUCCAGAAUUAUGCAUAUUGUUUCGUUCACAAUUUCUAGCGGGCCUCGGGGUUUUGGAACCGUUGUAAGGCCUCAACUCGGUAAAAUCUCACACACUGAAUUAACGGCACGGACGCUGCAAAACCAGUUUUGCGCUCGCUUCAUUGUGCUGAGAACGUGUGGUUAAACGUCCUUUCUUUACGGAGCGUAUUGUUAACCGCGCUAUAUUGGUUUAGCGGAGUUUAAAUGAAAGGGAGAGCGUGCUGGCGCCCGCUUUUACGGUUCAUGGACAUUUCCCAGGAAUUUCCAAACCAACUCCACACGAGGGCCAGGCCAGGAUCGAUUUGACCGAUAACCUUUUCCGGGGAUCACUCGUGAUAUAUCGCGUGCUGAUGCUGGCUGGCGUAACAGCGACUGCGAUGAUGUACUCUGAUGUCUAAUGAUAGCUUAGUCAAGAGCACCCGCUGCAAACUAUCUUUGAGCUCUCAAAUUGUAGCCUUUCGAUAGAGUUUUACUGCUUCGCGAAGUAACGAUCGUAUGGAUGUUUUGGAUAAGUGCGAAUCGGGGGCUCCGUCGAUUCGCACCCGGUCCGUUACGUAAGGGGUCUCCCUUCCCCGGCAAUAGUGAGCGCAUCGGCAAUAGUAGCGCUUCUUCUCUUGAUUAGGACGGGAUUCUCGUGCCCGAAGUUAAGCUUUAGUUAGUCGACCGGUGCGACUAGUACAACACGUGUCCAACAGUUUGAGAUGUGCUGCAGGACUGAAAGUAGCUUGUCCGAUUUGUGAAUGCUAAUUUCGUGAUCGUGAACGUGUACAUACAAGUGGCCGCAGAAUGGCAUCUUCAAGCGAAGCAAAUUUCAUGUACGUGCGGUUAAUGGUGGUCAGUGUUGUCAUCGGUAUGGCAUGUGUACGAAUCGCAUUUGCUUGCAAUUGUAUAUCGGAAAAGUUUUGCGCUGCACCACCGGAUGUGGAUCUUCGGCUGAUAGAUGACGACCAGUGCCCUACGGGGAUGGUGUGCUGUGGUGAGCCGGCAAGUGACCUUGACGAAACGGUCUGCGAUGGUGGACUCUGCGUUUCCGACCAGUCACAGUGCCCUGGUGAGGAUUACGACGACGAAGAUUACGGCGCCGGAGCAAUCGACCUCCGAACGAACGAUGUACGCUGCCCCGGAACUCAGUAUUGCUGCCGAACGAUGCGCGAGCAACUUCCCGCGUGUGAUGGAACGUGCGUGCCGAGGUCACUCUGCACCAUGUUCCAGCCCGGGUCGGCGGGGUGUGCGGGUGAUAACGUUUGCUGCCGGAUGGAUCGGAACGCGUGGAUUGACACGAUCAACGAUAUAAAUGCGAUGGGUGAACCAGCUUUGCUGCCCGCUAACGAUCGCGUGUCGGGGACAUGCGCGUGGAGCAGAUUGGGAACAGAUACCACCACCGUCGUACCACCCUGGCUGGUGUCGAUCUGGGCACGGGUUGACAUCCUGCCCGGCUUGCAGGCGGAUCAGUUCGUUUGUGGUGGGGUGCAGGUCGACUCGUCGCUAAUAAUGACAGCCGCGAGCUGCGUGAACGAUCGACCGGCGGAGGACCUGUUCGCGAACGUUGGUGAUUACGAUAUUUCGAGCCGAACUUUGCUGCGCGUCGAAAAUAUCUACACCGUCAAGGAGAAGAUCAUUCACGAAUAUUACAACACCUCCGAUCCGGUGCACAACGAUGUCGCCUUGCUGCGUCUUAUCGCCCCGGUUCGGAAUGGAAAGUGUACUGCACCGCUUGCCGCACCGCCAGCGAAUGGAUGCAAAGCACAAAACCGCGAUUGCUACACCAUCGGCUGGAGCCGUACAUUGCUUGCAGCAGGCUCCGGACGACCGAAACGCUACCCGGUACAGGUGACAACCUUCCAGGAGGAUCUGUUCUGCUCUCCCGGCACGAUCUGUAUCGAUCGCGACGAAGGACAGUGCAAUGUUGAGGACGAAUCUCUGCAUGGAUCGGUCGUUAUUUGCGAGGAGGGCGAGCAGCAAGACGAUUGGAAGGUAAGAGGGCUGCUAAUACGCAACUGCACGGGCGUGGCCAUUGAGAGUGUGGUGGCGUGGCUGGAGCAUCAGCGUAAUCCCGGGUUCGUGCAGAAACUGGGACCAGCGGAUCCGUCCCGCCAGUAUCUGCCCGUCCGGGCGUGAUCUCCAUGGAUAACUCCAUGGACCUUUGGAAAAUGAUGCAAUGUACCAAAAUAAAUGAAUGUUUUGUUUGUUCUCUUA